Messenger RNA from Acanthoscelides obtectus, 249 nucleotides. NCBI's taxonomy places the organism in Eukaryota, Metazoa, Arthropoda, Insecta, Coleoptera, Chrysomelidae. The record is from the annotation of a GenBank genome assembly.
AUGUCCACGCUCGCGAGACCUCCCACUUACGCUCUCGGUUCCUUUGACUCGCACUGGGAGACCGCUUCUACACCGAGCGCUCCGAGGGCGAGGCGAGAGGGUCUAGGGCGAGGCGGGAAUAACUAUGGACAACGACAAAUUGAUAACUCUUGUGUGUGUGAGAUAUGGGAGGCAAAAAUUGCCAUAAUAGAGAUAUUUCUCGGCAAAAUGGGAGAGAAUGCUACAGAACUCAACACAAUCAACAUGUGA